AGAGCAAGAGCAAAAACUGUGACUCAACUUUUCAUUCAUCAUCAUGUCGUACAAUCACAAUCAGUACAAUUAUCAGAUCGCUGUGGUCUUUGCAAUUGUCAUUGGAGGUGUUCUGCUUCUCGCCGCUUUCAUUUAUGUAAUCUACGCUGCCGUAGUGAGAUCAAUGAGAAGUGAUGAUAAACAAAGGCUUCAUUCUGGGAGGAAUUCUGCGCAAUGGAAUCAACCACAACAACAAUACAGAGAGCAACAGCCAGCUUCUGACUUCCCUUAUAAUCCAGCUCCAACACAGAACUAUGACUACAAUGCUCCAAUCCGUACACCAGUGAAUCCAACGUCAUUCACUCCAGUUCCAUCCGUAACUCAAUACAGUACUCAACCACAACAAUAUUCAAAUGUUCCAUUGGUGACUCCAACUACUCAACAAUAUAUUCAAAAUCAAUCAAUUCCACAAUAUGCUCCAGAUGUAAUUUAUACUCAAGGACCAACUGGAUAUAUUCAACAGCAGCCAAUUGAAUAUAAUGUUCAACGACAAUCUCCUGGAGCAAACUUUGUGCAAUCUUCUGUCUAAGACAUUGUAGUGUUUUCUAUUUUUCUUUGAUACUUUUCAAAUUCAUCAAACAAACAUAUGAGUACAAUUGUAAAAAAAGGUUGUGAAAGAAUUACCUUUUUCUUCUUUCAUUAACCUAGGUCAUUUAAUUUUUAAAUGUGAAAUUUGCCUAUGGGACGCAGUUACAUAUGCAAAUCAGGAUUUUUAUUACUGAAAAAUUAUUCUCCCCAUACCCCCUAUCAUGCCAUAGUUUAACACGUCUUAUCUCUAUUUUCACACAUUUUUCUAUAUUUUGACAAUUUUAUGACUAUAUAUCAGCACCGACCCUUUUUCUAAAAUUUCCCACAAAAAAAAAAUUUAAAAAGUAGGGGUUUUGUACCAAAACCUUUACUCCAAAAAAAUUAUAGAACACAACAAAAGAAUUCUACGCAUAAUUUAUUUUCUACCCUAAAAAAUGUUCCCCUCUCCAAUUUUCAAAUGUUGUGAUACUUUUCAUGCUCAUUGUGCACUAUUUUUUUCACUUUUUGUUUUCAAUUCAAUUAUCCCGUAAAUCUCAUGUACUUAUGAAAUUCUUGAAAAUAAAUACUUUAAAAUACU
Molecule: messenger RNA, 1144 nt
Organism: Caenorhabditis elegans
Lineage: Eukaryota; Metazoa; Nematoda; Chromadorea; Rhabditida; Rhabditidae
Gene: F56C9.8
Exons: 5
Coding region: 44-568 (174 amino acids)
Source: RefSeq, marked reviewed